Molecule: messenger RNA, 2341 nt
Organism: Triticum urartu
Lineage: Eukaryota; Viridiplantae; Streptophyta; Magnoliopsida; Poales; Poaceae
Source: RefSeq, a predicted model, not a curated record
CCCCCACGCUCAGUUCCAUGGCUCCUUCCUCUUCCACUCCACCCCACCCCACCCCAUCCCCAUGGGAGAGGAACAGAGCAGCUGACCCACCUUCUUCUUCUUGACUGAGCCGAUCCAGCUCGCCUUCCUCCCUUCCAAACAAUCGGACAGAUCCACUCUUCAUCCUCCUCCGCCGGACCUCCGGUCGAUCCGUCCCGCGGGUGAGGAUUAGGAACCCUCCAUCUGUUUCUUGGAGUUGAUUUUUUGUGAGGAUUAGGAACCCUCCAUCUGUUUCUUGGAGUUGAUUUUUUGUGAGGAUUAGGAACCCUCCAUCUGUUUCUUGGAGUUGAUUUUUUGUGAGGAUUAGGAACCCUCCAUCUGUUUCUUGGAGUUGAUUUUUUGUGAGGAUUAGGAACCCUCCAUCUGUUUCUUGGAGUUGAUUUUUUGUGAGGAUUAGGAACCCUCCAUCUGUUUCUUGGAGUUGAUUUUUUGUGAGGAUUAGGAACCCUCCAUCUGUUUCUUGGAGUUGAUUUUUUGUGAGGAUUAGGAACCCUCCAUCUGUUUCUUGGAGUUGAUUUUUUGUGAGGAUUAGGAACCCUCCAUCUGUUUCUUGGAGUUGAUUUUUUGUGAGGGUUUCUCUAAUUUUCUCCGGUCGAUCCGUCCCGCGGCCUCGUUUCCAUCUUGUUGGGGCUUGGAAGCGGGGCAAGCAGGCGGAGGGGGCGAAGCGAGACAGGAACCAGGCUGGAGGUGGAGUGAGAAGGGGAAGCAGAUAAAAGAAAGUUUGAUCCGGUGAAGCUGAGGAAACUUGGGCCCGUGUUUAAGAAGAUUGGCUCCGUAACUGCUGUCAAUUCCUCCAGUAUAAGGCCACACAAUGACCUUAAUAGAUUUCAUAGAGCUGAGCGAUGAUAACAUUAUUGACUUGAGCAGCGAUGAGGAGACUGUUCAUGAGGAUCAGAUUGCAACUCAACACCGGGCGAUGUUGCUUGAUAAGCAGGGUGUGUUUUUCCUUGCUGGUGAAGGAAGCCAAGGGGUGCAGGCCGUGUUUGUUGCAGCUGGUGAAGGAAGUCAAGAUGAGCAGGCUGUGUUUGUUGCAGCCAAUGAAGGAAGUCAAGACAGGCAGGCUGUGUUUGUUGCAGCUAGUGAAGGAAGGCAAGAGGCUUCUGAGCCCGGACAUGCUUUGGAAGCUACCGCAUCGUCCAUGAUUAUGGAGGAAGCACCUCUUGUUGCAGCUAGUCAAGGAAGUCAAGAUGUGCAGGUUGUCUCUGUUGCAGCUAGCGAAGGAAGGCAAGAGACUGCUAAGUCCGUACAUGCUUUGGAAGCUACCGCAGUGUCCUUGGUUACGGAAAAACCACCUGUUGAUACGGUUGUGCUCGCUCUCCCACAUGCUGGAUCACCGAAUUGUCUUGGCUCUCCAACAUCAGGGCCAUUCGCUAGUAAAUUCCUCUCGUUCCCCUUUUGUCAUUACAGCCUGACUUCCACCGCUCCGAAGGCUCUGACGUCUGAAGGUGGCGACACAAAGCUGGUGAGAGCGAAGGUGAAACGUCCUAGGAAGAACCACCAUACCGGCACUCCUAAAGCUGUGACUUCUGAAGGUGGCGACGCAAAGCUCGUGAGACUGAAGACGAAACAUCCUAAGAAGAAGAACCAUACAGAAAAACCACCUCUUGGUAUGGCUGUCCUCGCUCUCCCACAUGCCGAGUCGCCGAAUUGUCCUCACACAUCAGCGCCAUUCCCCAUGAUCUGCUGCAGGCCUAACUUGCACUAGCCCGAAGGCUCUGUCCUCAGAAGGUGGCGACGCAAAUCUGAUGAGUGGGAAGGUGAAACAUCGUAGGAAGAACUACCGACCCUGCAAACUAACUCCUUAGACUGAAUCUUUCUAGCUACUGUUGCUGUAGUUCAUCUCAUAGGUAACCACUCUUAUUGUAUCCGUACUGGGAUCGGAGCUCGUGUUGCCCCCAUCUCUCUGCAUUCCUCUAGAAUGUCAGUUGUGGGUGAUUUUUGGGCUGGUUUUGUCAAGCACAUCAUUAGGUGGUAUUUUGGUGAACCUGGAAAUGGCGCGCAGCUGCUGUUAUCUGGGAGCUUAGGAAACUACUUAGAAUUUAGACUUUUUUGCCAUCCUGUCUCCAGGCUGAGAUGUAACCAAACCAACAAUAGAUUGCAAUUUGUGAGAGCAAUUGCAUUUUGAUUUUUUGUGAAAAAAGUGUGUUUUGGCUUUGGCAGAUGAAGGCUGAAGCUAUAUAUAUAGUUUAGUUCUGUUCAUAGAUGAAUGUACUAGUGUGAGUGUAACUUGCACGCCUGGUAAUGUUAUGCAUGACAUAAGUGCUAUUUGCUGUGGUUAAGAAUACAAGCUUUUGGAGCAUUA